Messenger RNA from Pungitius pungitius (ninespine stickleback), 2396 nucleotides. It is a transcript of the gene ovch1, whose product is annotated as ovochymase 1. Gene Ontology annotation, biological process: proteolysis. The record is from RefSeq and is a predicted model, not a curated record. Bases 417 to 2120 code for a protein of 567 amino acids. The transcript is spliced from 13 exons. Lineage: Eukaryota; Metazoa; Chordata; Actinopteri; Perciformes; Gasterosteidae. Gene Ontology annotation, molecular function: serine-type endopeptidase activity.
AUUCAACCAGGAGAGACCCGUCCAGAUUAAAGAUCUCUUUGUCAAAGCAGAACUGGCCAAGACAACAUCAAAAACAUCAAUGUAGACAGAAUAUAUCAUGAAAAUAUACUUCUUCUUUCGUAUCUUAUUAGCAAUUGGCAUCAACUUUCUGGUGUUUAUUACCAUGAAAUGACAGUGCUACUGUAGCCCUAUAUUUUAUUUUAGUCUAAAUAUUUCCCUUUGCACUAUAUGUUGUCAAUAAAGUGGCAUCAGUAGUGUGAACUUUCCGUUUCUUUGACACUCCUGCACUGAAGCCCGAUGACCAGGGGGCGUGUUUAAGACUUCCCGUUGCCCCCCAGGUGUUUCUAGUCACACAGGUGAGCCUCAUCAGGCUGUGACAUCACAGCGUGCAGAGCGUGGCUGCGCAGUGAGACAGAAUGCUGCCUGUCUGUCUGGUGUCCGUCUGUCUGCUCUCGGCUCUCUCAGCUUUAAGCUGGAGUCUGAUCCAGAAUCAGCCAAAUGGGACUUUAAAUGGAACUCUGCAAGACCGUGAGCUCUUCUCUGGGUACUUUGGAUUCAGAGACGUGUCGGGGGUGCGCUGCUUCAGUCCAGAACAGGAGCUGGAGUCCCGGAUCAUUGGGGGUCAAGAGGCCUGGGCCAACUCGUGGCCCUGGCAGGUCUCCCUCCAGUUUUCCUCCAUGCCGGCCUGUGGUGGUGCCAUCAUUGGACCCUCAUGGGUUGUAUCUGCAGCUCACUGCUUUAAAAGGUUCAAUAAAGCUUCUUCCUGGAUGGUUCUGGCUGGAAAACACGACUUGGAUAAUCCGCAUGAACCCAGACAACAAAUGGUCGGAGUCUCUGAGAUCCAAAACCCUCCUGGCUACAACCCUCUGACCAAAGAGAGCGACCUGGCUCUGCUGAGGCUGCACACCCCGCUGGUGUUCAACCGCUUCGUCAGGCCCAUCGACCUCUGGAUGUCUCCGCUGCCCCUCUUCAGCGAGUGCACCAUCACAGGCUGGGGCUCCACCCGAGAGAAUGGCCCACGAGUUAACAGACUGCAGGAGGUGAACGUGACCAUCCUGCCCCCUGAAGCCUGUGACGAGUACUACAGUGGGAAAAUACAACCCUCCAUGUUUUGUGCUGGAAAGCACACUGGAGGAGCAGACUCCUGCCAGGGGGAUUCCGGAGGUCCGCUGGCCUGCUUCACGGGAAGCCGGUAUGAGCUGGCCGGUCUGGUGAGCUGGGGUGUCGGUUGUGGACGAGAAAGGAAACCAGGGGUUUACGCCAAAAUCCAACAACACACUAAGUGGAUGUCCGAGGUCAUGGAUCACCACGGGGUGUAUGCAGAUGACAUCAAUACUAAAGAGAGCAUGUGUGGUAUGCUGCAGAGCUCCGGUUGUGAGAAGAUUCCGGGCCUCGCCACCCUCUCUGUGUCAAAGAGCGGUGGUCUGUCGGUGGGCAAUGUGACGGAGCCCUGCCCCUUUUUCUGGCCCUGGCAGGUGAGCCUGCAGGCCAACGGGCGCCACUACUGCAGUGGAGUGCUGAUCCAGGGUCAGUGGGUCCUCACAGCACAGCACUGCAAUGUCAGAGCCGAAGACGAUGUGGUUCUGGGAGUCCAUGAUCUCCGGUUCUCUUCGUCCCAAACUGUCCCCGUGGACGAGGUCUUCAAUCUUCCUCAGGAUGGCAGCUUCCCCCCGGGCUCGGACCUGUCUCUUCUCCGCCUCGCUGUGCCUGCCAGAUUCAGCUCCAAUGUGUCUCCAAUUUGUGUUCCUGAUGAGGAGGACAAUGAGGACCUCGAUGUCAGCUGGUCUUGUGUCACAGCGGGCUGGGGUGUUUCCAAAGCAGCAGAACCUGUGGAGCCGGAGCGGCUGCACCACGUCGGACUGACUCUAGUGAACCAGACGAGCUGCAGGGAGCAGUGGGGGGGGCUGGUCACCGGCGCUCACAUCUGUUCACAUCCGGCAGGCUCCAUCUCCUGCAUGGGUGACUCUGGAGCUCCACUGGUGUGUCAUCGGCGCGGUGCCUACUUCCUGUUUGGCGUGGUCACAUGGGGCAGCAGACGCUGCCAGGCGGACAAACCGGCCGUCUUCUCCAGGGUGUCUGCGUAUUGCUCGUGGAUCAGCAAGCUCACCGACGACUCCUGAUUGUUUCAAGAAAUAAAGUCUGACUGGAAACUGCUUGUUCUGCGCUUUUUAAACUGGACGACACUCUGCUUUAAUUUAGCGUAGCGACAUAAGUUGAUAGUGUCUUUACUCUCGUCACAUGAGGCGUUACUACUUUUUCUCCUGUUACAUGAGUCUUUAGUGACCCGUAGUCAUGUCCAUUAGACAUAUCGCUGGGUUUUUCCCUCAACCUGACGUCCUGUGGAAACUGCAUUUUAUUUGAAAGCCUGAUGCUACAGUGCUAUGGUUUAAAGUUUG